AUGUGGAAAAUGUGCCCGUUUCACUUCGGACUACUGCUGUGUGCCCUGUGCGUAACCACACAGGUGGUGUCUCAGAACCUGACCCAGGUGAACGCUACAGCCAGCACCAACACAAACACCACUCAGCAGCCCUAUAGCAGCUCCACCAACAGCACCUCUCCCACAGGGGCUGGGGCGGGGCUACGCUCGGGCGGUAUUGGAGCUCUGCUGGCCCCUGUGUUGCUCGCCCUGCACCGCUACUGCUGA
Messenger RNA from Knipowitschia caucasica, 246 nucleotides. The record is from the annotation of a GenBank genome assembly. Lineage: Eukaryota; Metazoa; Chordata; Actinopteri; Gobiiformes; Gobiidae.